AUGGCUCCGCCCCCGCCCGUGCCGACGCGGCCGUCCGUUCGUCGCCGCCAGGCCACGGCUCCGCCCCCGCCCGUGCCGACGCGGCCGGCUCCGGCGCCGCCAGGCCACGGCUCCGGCCCCGCCCGUGCCGACGCGGCUAGCUCCGUUCGUCGCCGCCAGGCCACGGCUCCGCCCCCGCCCGUGCCGACGCGGCCGACUCCGUCGCCGUUCGCCCCGCCGAUGCGCUCCCGGCCAGCUCCGUCGCCGUUCGCCCGGCCCCGUUUGUCGCCGCCGCGGGCGCGGCCCCGUCCUCGCCACGGCCACCUCCACCCCGCCGCGCCACGGCAGCUGCGCGCGUCGACUCGACCCGGCGACCUCCGCCCCCACCCCGCCACGGCCCGACACACGUGGCUUUGCCCGCAGCCGUUCGCCGCCCCGGGCGCGGCCCCGUUCGUCGCCAUCGUGGGCGUGGCCCCGUCCUCGUCGUCGUGGGCGCGGCCCCGUCCGCCGCCGUGGGCGCGCGGCCCCGUCCGCCGCCGUCGGCGCGCGGCCCCGUCCUCGCCGCGGGCGCGGCCCCUUGCCGCGGUUCGACGUCGCCGGGUGGACAGCACGUGCGGCUCCAAGCUCGCAGCGGACGCUGCCCCGUUUGAUGUCGCCGGCGCGGCUCCAAGCUCACCGCGUGCGCGGAGCUUGUUUCGCCUCCAGCGACUUCCGGCAGGUGUGAAAAAAAGGGAGCCGGCGGCGCCUCCAUGA
This is a messenger RNA of Lolium perenne, 732 nucleotides long. The record is from RefSeq and is a predicted model, not a curated record. Lineage: Eukaryota; Viridiplantae; Streptophyta; Magnoliopsida; Poales; Poaceae.